GCGCGCUCACACUGUGUCUGCUGUCACGAGCCUUAUCCGACCGUGAGUGGAAGUGGGUAAAUUAUCACGGACAUCACGCAGAUUGCGGGCAGCUUUCAGAGCGAAACAAACGGGCAGAUCCGCAGAGUUGUGCUGCUGCUUGGUGGGUGGAAGCCCGCAGAGUUCUGGCGCUCCUCCGCCGCUGAAGUUCGCUUCUGUUUGAGCCUCGCAGCUAGCAGCUAAGCUAGCUGUUGGACUAGCUUAGCGGUCCGCCACAGUCCAGGAACACCAACGCUGUCUAUCACUUCCACUCCGACACGGCGGUCUAUCCUCGCAGCGAAGCGGACCAACCAGUCCCCGACUAGAACCUCUACGACUCGGCCGCGGAGAGGAGGGAGUCCUACCGAGGUUCGGUUUGAAUGAAGUGAGGCUAACUCGCCGUAGCCAGCUAACCGGGACUCCGCUGGACGCCGAUCCAGCAGAUGCUACUUGGACCCGCCGCACAGCCCAGGCCGUGUGACCGAACCGGGCUCUCCAGCUCCUUCUGAACGCCAGGUUGUCCCUCUUCUUCUCCGCCCCAGUUUGUCCAGAGAAGACCGGACCGAGGACAGGGAGCUGCAGCCAUGCCGGCCGUGUCGAAAGGAGACGGGAUGCGCGGAUUAGCGGUCUUCAUCUCGGACAUCAGAAACUGUAAAAGCAAGGAGGCUGAGAUCAAACGGAUCAAUAAGGAACUGGCCAACAUCCGCUCCAAGUUCAAAGGUGACAAAGCUCUGGACGGCUACAGCAAGAAGAAGUACGUCUGCAAGCUGCUCUUCAUCUUCCUGCUCGGCCAUGACAUCGACUUCGGACACAUGGAGGCUGUCAACCUGCUGAGCUCCAACAAGUACACCGAGAAGCAGAUCGGCUACCUGUUCAUCUCGGUUCUGGUGAACAGUAACAGCGAACUGAUCCGUCUGAUCAACAACGCCAUCAAGAACGACCUGUCCAGCCGGAACCCCACCUUCAUGUGCCUGGCUCUCCACUGCAUCGCCAACGUGGGCAGCCGGGAGAUGGCCGAGGCCUUCGCCAGCGAGAUCCCCCGCAUCCUGGUGGCUGGCGAUACGAUGGACAGCGUGAAGCAGUCGGCCGCUCUGUGCCUGCUGCGCCUCUAUAAGACGUCCCCUGACCUGGUGCUGAUGGGCGAGUGGACGUCACGGGUGGUGCACCUGCUCAACGACCAGCACAUGGGCGUGGUGACAGCGGCCAUCUCCCUCAUCACCUGUCUGAGCCAGAAGAAUCCCGACGAGUUCAAGACCUGCGUCUCUCUGGCCGUGUCCCGACUCAGCCGGAUUGUGUCUUCAGCCUCCACAGAUCUGCAGGAUUAUACCUAUUACUUUGUGCCUGCUCCCUGGCUCUCCUGCAAGCUGCUGCGCCUGCUGCAGUGCUACCCUCCACCAGAAGAUGGCGCAGUGAAGGGCCGCCUGGUGGAGUGUCUGGAAACCAUCCUGAAUAAGGCCCAGGAGCCGCCCAAAUCCAAGAAGGUGCAGCAUUCCAACGCCAAGAACGCCAUCUUGUUCGAGGCGAUCUCACUAAUCAUCCACUAUGACAGUGAGCCAAACCUUCUGGUGCGAGCCUGUAACCAGCUGGGCCAGUUCCUGCAGCACAGAGAGACCAAUCUGCGUUAUCUAGCUCUGGAGAGCAUGUGUACUCUGGCCAGCUCAGAGUUCUCCCAUGAAGCGGUGAAGACGCACAUCGAGACGGUCAUCAAUGCCCUGAAGACGGAGAGAGACGUCAGCGUUCGACAGCGAGCCGCCGAUCUGCUCUAUGCCAUGUGUGAUCGCAGCAACGCCAAGCAGAUCGUAGCAGAGAUGCUGAGCUACCUGGAGACGGCAGACUACUCCAUCAGAGAGGAGAUGGUGCUUAAAGUGGCCAUCCUGGCAGAAAAGUAUGCUGUGGAUUAUUCCUGGUAUGUGGACACCAUCCUGAACCUGAUCCGCAUCGCUGGGGACUACGUCAGUGAGGAGGUGUGGUAUCGCGUCAUCCAGAUCGUCAUCAACCGAGACGACGUGCAAGGCUACGCCGCCAAGACCGUCUUUGAGGCCCUGCAGGCCCCAGCGUGCCAUGAGAACAUGGUGAAGGUCGGAGGCUACAUCCUGGGAGAGUUUGGGAACCUGAUCGCCGGGGAUCCACGCUCCAGUCCCCUGGUCCAGUUCAACCUUCUCCACUCCAAGUUCCACCUGUGCUCGGUGCCGACCCGCGCUCUGCUGCUGUCGGCCUACAUCAAGUUCAUCAACCUGUUCCCAGAGACGAAGGCCACCAUCCAGGAGGUGCUGCGCUGCGACAGCCAGAUCCGUAACUCUGACGUGGAGCUGCAGCAGCGAGCCGUCGAGUACUUGAAGCUCUCCUCCAUCGCCAGCACAGAUGUCCUGGCCACCGUGUUGGAGGAGAUGCCACCCUUCCCAGAGAGAGAGUCCUCCAUUCUGGCUAAGUUGAAGAAGAAGAAGGGGCCUGGCGCGGUUUCGGUGACGGAGCUUGAAGACGGUAAAAGGGAGAGCGGCGAGUUGAAUGGAAGCGGCGAGCGGGGUCAGGACGCCGCAGCCAUGGCUGCCUCCAACGCAUCCACCCCGUCUCCAUCGGCGGACCUGCUGGGGAUCCGCUCCGCAGCUCCGGUCAACGCCGCCCCAGCCAGCGCCGGCAGUCUACUGGUGGAUGUGUUUUCAGAGGUGGGCCCAGCUGCACCUUCUGGGGCGGUGAACGACGACGGCUUCCUCAGCUCUGCUCCUCCCUCUGAGGAUCCUGCUCCUCCUCUGUCUGAAGCAGAGGAGCUUCUUAACAAGUUUGUUUGCAAGAACAACGGGGUUCUGUUUGAGAAUCAGCUCCUGCAGAUCGGCAUCAAGUCAGAGUACCGUCAGAACCUUGGGAGGAUGUACCUGUUCUACGGAAACAAGACGUCUGUACAGUUCGCCAGCUUCAGCACCACGGUCAGCUGCCCUGGAGAGCUCCAGAACCAGCUGAACGUUCAGAGCAAACCCGUGGAGCCGCUGGUGGAGGGAGGGGCCCAGAUCCAGCAGGUUCUGAACAUCGAGUGUCUGACGGACUUCUCUGAUGCUCCACUGCUCAACAUCAAGUUCAGGUACGGAGGAGCUCUGCAGAACCUGACCCUCAAGCUGCCCGUCACCAUCAACAAGUUCUUCCAGCCCACGGAGAUGGCCUCCCAGGACUUCUUCCAGCGCUGGAAACAGCUCAGCCAGCCCCAGCAGGAAGCUCAGAAGAUCUUCAAGGCCAACCACAGCAUGGACACGGAGGUCAUCAAAGCCAAGCUGCUGGGGUUGGGCAUGGCCCUGCUGGACAACGUGGACCCGAACCCGGAGAACUACGUCUGUGCUGGAGUGGUCCAGACCAAGAGCCAGCAAGUCGGCUGCCUGCUGAGGCUGGAGCCCAACGCCCAGGCCCAGGUACCAGUGCCGGCCGCUGGUCUUCCGUCUCUCUGA
Messenger RNA from Cyprinodon variegatus (sheepshead minnow), 3449 nucleotides. It is a transcript of the gene ap2a1, whose product is annotated as AP-2 complex subunit alpha-1-like. Gene Ontology annotation, biological process: clathrin-dependent endocytosis; intracellular protein transport. The record is from RefSeq and is a predicted model, not a curated record. Gene Ontology annotation, molecular function: clathrin-cargo adaptor activity. Lineage: Eukaryota; Metazoa; Chordata; Actinopteri; Cyprinodontiformes; Cyprinodontidae. The transcript is spliced from 20 exons. Gene Ontology annotation, cellular component: membrane coat; AP-2 adaptor complex. The coding region runs from base 603 to 3449 and encodes 948 amino acids.